This is a messenger RNA of Sebastes umbrosus (honeycomb rockfish), 3244 nucleotides long. RefSeq names its product AKT1 substrate 1 (proline-rich) (gene akt1s1). The record is from RefSeq and is a predicted model, not a curated record. Lineage: Eukaryota; Metazoa; Chordata; Actinopteri; Perciformes; Sebastidae. Gene Ontology annotation, biological process: negative regulation of TOR signaling; negative regulation of protein kinase activity; neurotrophin TRK receptor signaling pathway. Gene Ontology annotation, cellular component: cytoplasm. The transcript has 6 exons. The coding region runs from base 544 to 1602 and encodes 352 amino acids.
AGGCCGUUAUUAAUCCCUGCGAGCUUGCUGCUCGGUGUUUAGAGCCUAGCUAGGGGAGAGAAACCGUGGGAGAAUGUAGAAUACGUAUGACACAAAAAGAAGUAAAGUUUAGGAUUGAUAAACAUCUGGCAACGUGGAAGAAAAGAAACUGAACAGGUAUCACCAGCAACUUGGCAACAUCUCUUCUCUCCCCUGGCUCUCCAGUGUGUUAGGACACCGCCCAACAUAUCAUCAUAUCUUUAAGUCACUCAGUGCCUCUCUACCUGAUAAAGAUCAUUAUUUUCCCCCUGCAUCUUCACCAGUGCUAAAACUACCACCAGCAGGACAGAAGAAACACAGUGAUUUUUCAACAUUUUGAGCAAAGUCAGAUACACCGCAGCUACCAAAGUUACCUGUUAAUACUGUAUUACGUUUGGUGCCCCCCAAAAUCCAACUUUACCCAAGCUUUUAAACCUCAAAACUCUUCAUCAUUCAUCAGCAUUACUCAGUUCUUUCAUCAGGUCAGUCCAUUUUAGAAAGCUGUAAACACUACUUCGCACCAUUAUGGCCUCCAUCACCCAGUCAUCCGAGCCCGAGAUCCCAGACAACCACAAAGAGAGCUGGCUGGCGCUACUUUCUGCUGCGGAAACGUAUUGCCAAAAGUCUGGCUGCGACCUGGCUAUACUUACAGCGUGUAAGAAGUUCCGGUCAUUGGCUGGAGGCGGAGAUGGGAUGAGGAAACGGGAUAGCAGCAGUGCCUUUCCUAAGGAGUGUGAUUUCUCCUACAAUGUAUGGGGUCAAGGGUUUCUGGCCGAGUCGGCGCGCCGCUAUAUGGAUGACAUCGGCGUGCUGCACUCCACGACCAUGCUAACAACCCAAAAGCACACACGCCAGGCGGGGAGAGAGGGAGGAACCAAGCUGGUGGUUGACCUGACCUCUGACCCUGUACACAGGGGGAGCUUUACAGGAGAUGGCGGGGUGGGCGGAGUCAGUCCCAAUAGCAGACUGUAUUCCCAAAGCUACCCGUCGAUCUACAGCCCAGGAGCUGGGACCGGGCAGGGUGGCGGGCAGAAUGACAACGGAGAGAGGGAACGGGAGAAGGGUGCGCUGGAGGCCGAGCAGAGCAGACAGAGGUCUGUGAUUGAGGACUUGGAAGAAGAGUGUGAGGACGAGGAAGAGGAGGAGGAGGACAUGGAUGAGAGGAGACCCUAUGGGAAUGAAAGUGCUGGUGUCUUCUCCAUGGACGAGGACUCUCUGUCAAGGGACUGCGAGCCGUUCUUCGAGUCCGACGGGGAGGAGGAGAGCACUGAUGGCUCUCUGAGCGAGGAUGCUCCUCCGCCGACGCGUGGCAUGUCUAUGGGUCUGCCUGCGUACUCGUCCCGUCAUGCCAACCCCAUGGCUCUGGCCCGCUCGCUGCCUGUAUCUGUGCCCGUGUGGGGCUGCAGAGGAGGCAGAGCUCAAGGAGAAGGCAACAGUGGAGAACGGGUGGGCUGUGCUGACCUGGAUCACAUCGCUGCCAGUAUGAAGGCCCUGCUGGCCCCCGGAGCCAAUGAUGGGACGGAAAUGUUUGGGGCCCUGCCUCGGCCCCGUCUCAACACAGGGGACUUCUCCCUCAAGCACUGAGAGUGAGGCGAGUAGAGAGAAAGAGAAAGGGAUAGAGGGAGAGAUGAAGGUCGUCGUGGCGGUAGGAGACCCGGGUCGGUUGGCAGAUGUGACGUGCAGGAUGUGAAACAGCGUAAAAGCUAGUACCUCCAUUUAUUUCUCACUAACCAAAAUUAACGGCACAUGCUUCGAAGGAGAAAGAAAUGUUGUUAUGAACACUAAUAACAUUUUCAACACCACACCCCCCCUCCCACCUCGUCAUUACACAUGUCACAAUACCAGCUACUACACAUCCCACAACACUACAUUAGGAUUGGACCUCAAGACGUGUGUGUGGUAGCCCCCACUGCACUGACCAACAAGGACACUAAAACAGGGUGUAUAGUAGGCUAACUGGCUAAUUGUUACGCACCUUGUGUGCAGAUAAGGUUUGCCCUUUUGGUAAAAUCACUUGUGAAUUGAUGAGAAUUUGGGGAGCAGCCAUCUGUACCCGGUCGAUUGUUGGCCUCAGUGCUGCAUGCUAAAUGCUAUUUUACCUUAAACGAUACAUGGCAAAGAGUGGCAGUUUGGUCACGCUCCUGAAACAUGAUAUAAAACCAGCUUAAAGGAAUAGUUUUAACAUUUUAAUCUCUUAUGUCUGUGUGCGUGAGCUAGACCUGAGAGACAGUCAGCUUAGCUCAGCAUAGACUGGAAGCAGAGGGAAACAGCCUGGCUCUCUCUGAAGUUCAAAAAUACACCUGCCAACACCUCUAAAGCUCAUUAAUUAACGUGUUGCAUACUUUUUUUCGGUACACAAGCAGUAAUGUAAACUAACAAGUUACAUCCUGUAACUAUUUCUUGACAGCUUGUCCAUCUGCCCAGCGUCUCUGGCUACAAGCUGCAUUCACGUAAUGUUGACAAACUGAGAAGAGCAAGGAAACAAUCUGUGUAUGAUCCCGGGUGUUGUUUGCCAACAUUACAUGUAACUCCACUUAAAAUUUACAUUUUGACAUUUCCGUAUGUCUCUUUGUGUUUCUAGUGAGCUUUAAAAGUGUUGGCAGGUGUAUUUGUGAACUUCAGAGAGAGCCAGGCUAGCUGUUUCCCCCUGCUUCCAGUCUUUAUGCUAAGCUAAGCUAACCAUCUCCCAGCUCUAGCUCAUGGCCCUGCCAUUAUUAUAUAUGCUGAAGUUUUAACAUGAAGCACAAGAGCCAGUGAUCUCCCAGGAAUACAUGGAUGUUUCCCUGCAUGCUCCUAUUAUCUACUGGGUAAGUCGACCAACAGGCCAGUUGUUGACGUUCACCCCCCACCCGCAAAAAACACCAGUCUAUUCCUUCAAGGGGUAGAAACCAGAGAAAUGGUUUAUUAACAUGAAGCUUGUGGCUUUUCAAAAUGUGAGCGGAGGACACCAGCACCUCCUCAUAACAUGCCUAUUUGUACUUUUACUUUUGCCAAUGAAUGACUGACUGAUAGAAUGAUUGUAAAUCAAUACUGAGUUAGUUUUUUUUUUUUUUUUUUUGCUCCAGAUAUCUUGAUGAAAUGACCGAAUGAAUGAGAAAGUGACUGUGAGAGAGAGAGAAAGAGAUUUGAAAGGAACAAAUGUCCAUCUCUGACAUUUCAAAAACAAUAAAAAUGUUCCGUUAAGUACUUUUGUUUCAAAUAAAGGAGCAACACCAAGAGAGAAAAA